CGGAAGCAUUUUAAUGUUGCACCGCAACAUUCACGUGUAAACAACUUGUAUGAUUUUGUUCUACAUAGUUUAUUUAUGUAGACAUAUUGUCAUACGUGUCGCUUCAGUAGUCAAUACUAAGAAAUCGUAAUUCAGCAACUAGUUUAAUAUUCAAAUCCAUCCACCUUAUUUGGAGUGAAUAUGGCUUCACUAUCACAACAGAGCGAUGAUAGCGACGAUGGCAUGGACGACUUUAUGGAGAAAUUCAAGAAAGAGAAAUAUAGCAACGCCUUUUCCGAGAAGAACUGGGAAGAGGAGUUCAAUAAGGUGCCUAUGUUCAUGAAGACAGCCCCAGACGAGAUUGACCCCAUGAAACACCCGGAGCUGGCUGCUAUUCAGUCAAUCAUCCACGACGAUGACAGACCACUAGAGGAGCAAGCCGAGAGCCUGAAAGAUGAGGGGAACGACUACUUCAAAGAGAAGAACUACAAGAAAGCUAUAGUGUCCUACACAGCUGGACUGAAGAAGAACUGCAGUGACUCUAACGUCAAUGCCAUCCUGCUCACUAACCGAGCAGCAGCACAAUUCCACCUGGGUAACAUGCGCUCUGCACUGAAUGAUUCUGUCGCUGCAAAGAAGUUUAAACCAGACCACCUCAAAGCAUUAAUCAGAGGUGCCUCGUGUUGCAUGGAGCUGAAAAAAUAUACAGAUGCCCUGCAGUGGUGUGAGGAGGGGCUCAAGCUGCAGCCCACAGACAAGAAGUUACUGGAGCUGAGAGCUACAGCAGACAAACAUAAGAGAGCAGCAGAGAGAGAUGCAAGGAAAACAAAGGUCAAAGAAAAGAAGGAGCUCAAUGAGAGAGAGGCUCUGCUGGCUGCUAUAAAGGAGCGUGGCAUCAAGUUACUGAAGCCUAAGCAGCGUCCUAAGCGCAGCUCUGACAGUGAGGAUGAUGAUGGAGGCUCCUCUAGAGCCAUGGCAGGCCUGGACCUGGACGGUCUGUGUUCUGCGGAGGCCACAGGGGCAAAGGUGUUCCUGGAUGAACAGGGUGUCAUGCAUUGGCCAGUCCUAUUCCUGUACCCCGAACACCAACAAACAGACUUCAUCUCAGCCUUCAGCGAGUCCUCCAGCUUCCUAGAUCACCUGACUCUCAUGUUUGGAGAGGAACUCCCACCUUGGGACACUAACAGGAAGUACUCUCCACAAAACCUUCAGCUGUUCUUUGAAGACCACGAGAAAGAGUCCUUACAUCAAGUCAACCCAGAGACGCCUCUCCUUAAAAUCCUUCAGCAUAAAAGGUGUUUUGUAAAGGCAGGAACUCCCAGCUUUGUCAUUCUGGUAAAGGGGUCGCCGUUCUGCGGGAAGUUCUUAUCAGAAAGAAAAACACAUAGACUGUAAUGACACUCUUCAUUAAUCAGCCUAGACCUGUCAAUCUCACAGACUACUGGUAUGAACUCUAUCCCACCAACGAGAAAGGACUGCACUCCUCUCCACUCCCUGCCCAAAGUAAAUGUAAAAGUGUAGAUUUUGUUUGUUAUGAAUGGGAACCGUUACAUUGUUCCAGAUAUCUCCAGCAUGCUCUGUGAUUGGCAAGAUUGCAGUGUUCAUAAACUGUUCAUACUGUAUCUAUAGAUCAAAUUGUAUAUGCGUGUCAAUUUGGGAAGCUGUCAUAAAAUGUUAUAAUUAAGACACCAUGUCACUAUUACUAAAAGGCCUUACAACAAAA
Molecule: messenger RNA, 1702 nt
Organism: Coregonus clupeaformis (lake whitefish)
Lineage: Eukaryota; Metazoa; Chordata; Actinopteri; Salmoniformes; Salmonidae
Gene: ttc4
Product: tetratricopeptide repeat domain 4
Exons: 10
Coding region: 181-1374 (397 amino acids)
Molecular function (GO): Hsp90 protein binding
Source: RefSeq, a predicted model, not a curated record